Messenger RNA from Sorghum bicolor (sorghum), 845 nucleotides. RefSeq names its product CASP-like protein 1C1. NCBI's taxonomy places the organism in Eukaryota, Viridiplantae, Streptophyta, Magnoliopsida, Poales, Poaceae. Bases 122 to 610 code for a protein of 162 amino acids. The transcript has 3 exons. The record is from RefSeq and is a predicted model, not a curated record.
GGCCACUUGACAAAAAUUGCUGAGGACUGCGGAGGAGGCUGGUUCCUUAUUGCGUAUUCGGAACUCUCACUUAGCAAGCAUAUAUACUCAUCAAACAGUGGCCUCCAGGCAGAGGAUCGAAAUGGCGAAGCUGCACCGGCUCAUCUCCGCCGUGCUGAGGCUGGCUGCAGCGGGAGCCGCCGCGGCCGCAGCCAUCAUCAUGGUGACCAGCCACGAGACCACCAGCUUCUUCGGCAUAGAGAUGGAGGCCAAGUACUCCUACACUCCAUCAUUCGUCUUCUUCGUGGUGGCAUUCGCUGUGGCUUUCGCCUACAGCCUGCUUGCGCUCCUCGCGCGGCCGGGGAGCACCGCCUCCAGAUUACUGCUCCUAAGCGACGUGAUGGUAGGGAUGCUGCUGACCGGCGCCGUGGCGGCCACCGGCGCGAUCUCUCAAGUCGGGAAGAGCGGCAACGAGCACGCCGGGUGGCUGCCCAUCUGCGCGCAGGUGCAGGCCUACUGCAGCCACGUGAUGGGGGCGCUCAUCGCCGGCUUCGUCUCGCUGCUCCUCUACUUCCUCAUCAUCAUGUACUCCCUCCACGCCGUGGCCGAACCCCUCUGCUCCUGCCAUUAAUUAGAAUCAAAGGCAGCAGUUCUUCCUGUUCGCGUUCACUUGCUUGUUGGUCAUAGAUCGGCCGAUCGAUUAACCAACCAUCGUCCGAGCCUUAAUUGUAUCCCGAUCGAUCGAGACCAGCUGCCACAGUUGUACGUUAAUUAUUUGCCGUUUGAUUAUAUCUUCUCGUUUAUUUCGUAAGUGGUCGUUUAUUUAUUUGUUCCCCCUGAAAUUAUAUUCAGGCAUUUGAGCUGCA